AUAAUCAAGAACUUGAUAUUAAUGUAGAUAAUAACAAAAAUGAAGAGCUUAAUAAAAGAUUUUCUGAUUUUUCUAAUUGGCUUCUUAAUACAUUUGACAACUAUGAAUAUUGUAAAUAUGAAUUUGAUAAUUAUUCCAA
This is a messenger RNA of Dentiscutata erythropus, 139 nucleotides long. The record is from the annotation of a GenBank genome assembly. Lineage: Eukaryota; Fungi; Glomeromycota; Glomeromycetes; Diversisporales; Gigasporaceae.